Pecten maximus is the source of this 432-nucleotide messenger RNA. RefSeq lists its product as uncharacterized. The transcript has a single exon. The record is from RefSeq and is a predicted model, not a curated record. NCBI's taxonomy places the organism in Eukaryota, Metazoa, Mollusca, Bivalvia, Pectinida, Pectinidae. The coding region runs from base 1 to 432 and encodes 143 amino acids.
AUGAAAGCGCACGUCUUUGGUAAUAGUCCUUCACCAGCGGUCGCCGCAUACGGUCUUAAAAAGAGCGCAGAUGAGAUUAACGUUGACAAAGAUGUGAAAGACUUCGUUAAUCACAACUUCUAUGUAGACGAUGGUUUGGUAUCCUCUGAGUCAGAAACAGAAAUCAUUAGUCUGCUUCAAAGGACGCAAACCGCUCUUCAACAUGGUGGAAACUUAAGACUCCACAAGUUUAUCGCUAACAGCCCAGCUAUUAUGAAGGCUUUUUCUACAGACGAUUUGGGGAAAGAGGUGAAAACUUUGCAUUUGGAUAGAGACGAUCUUCCCACUCACAGAAGUUUAGGUCUCCUAUGGGACUUGAAUACUGACAAUGUCAUGUUUGAUUUUCAACCUAAGGAACCUCAGUCAACCCGUCGAGGAAUCUUAUCCGUUUAA